UUAUUUGAACGCAAACUUAAUUAUUAUAAUAAUUUUUUGAUUCUAUUCUUGAAAUAGUUUAGCGAAUAGUCACUUUUGCUUAUGUAGACUAUUGUAAGCAUUAAUUUGGCUUUUUUCUUUAAAAUCAUACAAGCAACACUGUCAUAAACAUCGUGCUGGUCGCUUAAUUCACCCAUGUGAUAAUGCAAGUGUUGAUUGAUUUCAUCUACAGUGGUUUGUAAAGAGAGGUGAUCUGAGAUGUCUUAUGGCUCCCAAGGUUUUAUCCCAAUAUAUCCUGUCGAGAUAUAUAUGUUUCACCUCUUGGUCAUGACAAUGAAGAAUGUGGGGACAAAGAGGCAAUGUGUAAACAUCUCAAUUAUGCUCUUCAGUAUUUCUCAAAUAGUAUUAACGUAUAUCUACUGGAUGGAGGGGAUAAUAAGCCCUACUCGUAUUCCUUUGAAAAGUCGAUCCCAAUUAAUAAUUCGACAACAAUAGAAGCGAUGCCAAACAGGAGGUUUUAUCCAAGGAUUUGGCAAAAAGAUAAUCCUUGGGUAUACAUUUUUGAAGUGAGGUCAACUUGUGAAAAAUUAAAACUGCGUCGAAUAAAUUUUACGGAUAGUUUCAUCGCCCUGAUAAAUCAAGGAGAGCUGAUAAUCGAUGAAUGCGACGUCUCUUUUAGUUUAUAUGCACCGAGAUCAAGUUUGAUUUACUUGUGGCAAGAUAUCAGGGCAGCUGUAUUACUGGUACAAAUAACUAACAGUAAGUUUGAUCAGUCAUAUUAUAUACUGGAUGUAUCCACAUUCUUUCAGCAUAACAUCACAGUACACAUAACAAAUUCAACUUUAAUAUCCAGCCGAAUCUCAUUUGAGUUAGCUAAAGAUGAAGGUUGCAAUAGCAACGUUAAUAUUGUAACAAAUAACACUACUAUAGCUGAACCAAAGGCUUUUCAUUCUUUGUGCAUAUCAGAUGGACGACAUGGCAAUCUUCUUCGUUUGGUCAAAAAAGAAUGUCCUUAUAAUGGAACUGGUAAGAGUGUCAUCCAGAUACUUAACACAACCUUUACUGACACCACAAACAUUCCAAUUUAUGUGCAUGGAAAUGUUAGCGUGCAUAUAAAUAAUUCAUGUUUUCGAAAUUAUAAAUGUGGAGGAAUUUUUUUAGAAAAUGAUCAAACCUUUAUUAGUUAUUCGGAUUUUAUCGUAAAUUCAAGGUCAAAUUAUCCUCCCUCUUUUGGAGCAAUAAUGUGUGAAUCGUGUGAAGCCUUAUUGGUGUCAAACACAAAUAUUAGGACUAUUGCAGAAGGUAAAAGCAGUGGUCUUAACAUUGCAGGUGAAGAUAGAGAAGUUGACAUUACGUUGCAAAAUGUGUCAGUAAAGGGUCCUGGUACAUUAGUGUACUCAACCAACAUGAAGUCUAACUUCUUUUUCGACAAUGUGAAUGUCUCUUCUAUAUCUUUGAAUGACGCACAAGUAUUAAUUAUGGCAUACAACAACCUUUCUAUCAAUCAGUUUCGACUGAACUGUUUUAUCAACCAUAAACUAGUCUACGAUAAAAGAGUAAAAUACUAUUCGUUUUGGAACUGUAACGCGUGCCCGAGAGAUACAUAUAGCACGGACAGUGGUUACGAAAUUAUUAAAAAGGAUAAGCCAUAUCAAAAUAAAAUAACCUGUUUGAAAUGCCCAUUAGGCGUGGAAUGUAAUUACGGCGUAAACGCCAGGCCUAACUUCUGGUGUUAUAAGAAAAACGGCAAAAUAAUAUGCAUCCCUUGCUUGCCGGGAUAUUGCUGCUCUAAAUCGAAUGGUUCGACUUGUCCAUCAUUCAAUUCUUGUAAUGCGAAUCGAAAAGGUGACAUAUGCGGUAGCUGUAUUGAAAAUUAUCAUUUAAAUUUUUUCUCUAAUGAUUGCUUUCCUGUAGAAUCAUGCAAGACAUAUUGGAUCUUUUGGUCCGGAUUUUUUAUUGCAGCACUUUGUUAUAUUGCAUUUGUUGCAUACCUGAAAGAUAUUGUCAGUAAGGUGAAAUAUCUCUUUAACAAAUGUUGCUGUUGUUGCGGUGAAAAUGAGCCCGAGAAUAUAGUAAAAAAUUGUGAAGAUGAUGAUGAUAACAGUGCAGGAAGAUUUUAUGGUGUUUUUAAAAUUUCUGUAUCGUUCUACCAAGUAGGGGCACUGCUGCGGGUGAAAUGCAUCCACCGAACCGAUGUACUCAUUGUCCAUACUUACUUGCUCUCCUUGUUUAAUUUAAAGAUUGAACAAUUCAUCGAAUAUUUUCACCGCUUUUGUCCAUAUUCAGGGCUUGAUACCGUAGGUAAAAUGUUCAUUCGUAACGUGUGGUUUCCUUCACUGAUGUUAAUAGUACUAGGAAUAUUGUUGGCAAGUUUAACAAAACGAUCCAGAAAGAAGAGGCAGCAAGUACAGGAAUAUGAACAGAUACCCGAGACUCCGAUUAAACGCAUCGAUAGCAAAAUUCCGAAACUAGAAAAAAUACCAUUUCAACUUAGAGUAAAAUACUGUGUUUUGCAAGUGCUGCUUCUUUCGUACACCAACAUUGCAGCGUUUUCAAUGAAUAUGUGGAACUGUAAAUCUGUUGAGGAGGGAAAAAGUGUUCUGUAUGUCCAAGGAACCACGCCAUGCCGUACAACCGCUCAGUACAUUGUCCUUAUUUUUUUUAUUCUAUGGGUGCUACCAUUUGGUUUAGCAAUAUAUGGUGCAGUUUUAUUAUUUAAAGAGUGUUAUAUCACCUUAAAUGAAUUUAUAUGUUGCUUCUUAUUUCCACCUUCAGUAUUGUAUUUUGGUAUGCGAAGGUUGAUCAAAAAGCAUAAGGUUCAGAUAACUAAAAACGAUGCAAGGUUGUCAAAAUAUAUCAUAACAGCGUUCGAAGCACCAUUUCGUAAGGUUGAAAAAAAGGGAAGACACGUCAUAUGGGAUCCAAUGAUCAUUUAUCAAAGAUUUAUAAUUAUUGCUAUCACGAUCUUCUCUGUUAAUGCCAUAGAGCGUUUAAGUUAUAUCCUAGGGCCAAUGCUGGUCUUUUUAGUCGAUCAUUUAAGACAGAGACCGUACAAAGAUGUGGUAUUACACUGGAUGCAAUCAAUUGCCUUUGUUUGUUUGUGCUUUCUCGUCGGAGUUAACAGUUUUUGGGCAUUUCUCUAUAUAUCAUCAGUGCCAUAUGAAUCAUCGAUAAGAAAUGUUGGUAAUGUCUUCAGUUACGUGGAGAGUCUUGUUUUUAUGUUGCCAUUAUUUGCAAUAAUGGUUUACUUGAUCUUGGAAGCAAUUCAAACAAUAAGUAAGAAAAUAAAAGAAAGAGUAAAAAAUGUUAUUUAUAAAAUGUGCAGAGAAAUCAAUCGUUUUUGAGAGAAAAAUUAACUACAGCAGUAUAACUGAAACAGUUUUUUAGUACUGAAAAUAGGACGAAUUAUCUAAAAUAGAAAGGGACAGGGUCAAUUUAAAAACAUUCCCUCUUGUUUUCUAGUAACGUUUUUUAUAUUUUUAUAUUUAAUUUUUAAAUUGAAACUUAUUAUUAAAUCUGUUAACCACAAUUUUAGAUUUUUUUUAGUCGAUAAUACCGCUGAUAUAACAUUGCUUAGUUAGCAUUAUAGCUAAAUUUUUUUUUGCAAAAACACUUAGCUGGAUAACUGAAAUUUGUUUCUAAAAUAACUUCCCCAGUUGCACCUGUUUCUUGAUGUUUGCCAGUUUCAUCCAGAAAAUGAGAUUUCGUCUGAAAGAUUGUGUCUGUAUACCUUAUCUCCUGA
Molecule: messenger RNA, 3721 nt
Organism: Hydractinia symbiolongicarpus
Lineage: Eukaryota; Metazoa; Cnidaria; Hydrozoa; Anthoathecata; Hydractiniidae
Exons: 2
Coding region: 339-3323 (994 amino acids)
Source: RefSeq, a predicted model, not a curated record